AUGAUUGAUAAUCCAUUCGAAUUUGAAAGAGAUUCUAAAAAGUUUACUAAUUCUUUGGAACAUGAUAGAAAUGCAAUUGAAGAAGAAGAUGAUAAAUAAUAGUAGACAAGAUUAACUUAACUUUAUAUUGGUAAAUCUGCAGGUAGAUAUGGAUUAUUGAGAAAAUUAGAAGAGUAGAGUAAAUUUAUUUUAUUUAGCUUAAGCUGAAAAAUUAGCAGUAGAAAGAGAUCUUGUAUUCUCUUAGGAUUUAAAAACAAAAAGUUAUAAUUUAAAACCAGAUCCAAUUUAAUGUCAUUUGAAACAGUUUAAUCCAAGAAUGCUUGAAAAAAAUUAUUAAGAUUCUUUAUAAAAAGCUUAUAAAAUAAAGAGUAUUUUGAAUGAAAAAAAAGAAACUCUUUAGGAUUUUGUUGAAAAGAAAAGAGAAAUUUGUUUAACAAAUCUAAAUAUUUUAACAAAAAAAGAAGAAACAAAUAGACUUGAAGAUUUUAUAAAAAAUGAAUAGGAAUCAUUGUAAGCCAGAAAAUUAUAUUUUAAAAAUGAUUGUGAAUUAGUAAAGAGAUUUAUGAGUGAAGUUAAAUCUCAAGCAGAUUAAGCUGCAAUUUUAGCUGAUAAAGAAAUGAGAAGGAAGGAAGAAGUUAAAGUUGAAGUUGCUAGAAUAUUAGCCUAAAUUGAUAGAUUGAAAUUAUUAAAAAGUAAACUUUAAGAUGAAUAUGAUAAAUUAGAUAAAUAUAGAUAAUUUUUAGAAAAAAUUAAAGUAAUUUUCAAUUUCUAUUAUUUUAGUAACACUAUAAAACCAAAUUUUCAGAGUUAGAAAAAGAUAUUAUAUUGCCACAAUCUAUAUCUAAUUCUAAAAAGACCUUAUUCUUAACAGGUGUUAAUGUUUUAGAAUCUGAAAUAAGAUCAAAGGAAUAAAUAGAGUCAUUGCAAUUUGAAUAUAAGCAAAAUAAAAUGGCUGAUAUUGUUAUAGAGAUUUUGGAUGCAAUUGAGGAAGGUAAUCUAAGAAAUAUGUAAAAUCAAAGAGAUUCUGAAGAAGAAAUAGAAUAAAAAAGGAGGGAGGCUCAACGUUUAAAAGAAAUCUUUGUUAUUCAUCAAAAGGAAAAUGAAUAAAGAUUAAAAAUAUUAGAGAAGUAAUUUGUUAUGCAUCAACAAUAUCAACAGGAAUAAAAAAAAUAAGAAAAAGUUGAUUAAAAUAAAUUAGAAUUUGCAGAAGGUGAAAAUUUGGAUAUGGAUUAAAUAGGAAAACGAAUAAUAGAAAUCUAUGCAGAUGUAUCUAAAAAAGAUCAAGAUCCUUUAAUCAAAAAACUAGGUAUAGAUUCAAAGUUGUUAAAAAUUACUUUAAAUGUAAUUUAUAUUAUUAUUGAUUAGUAACUUGAAAAAAUUGUUUUAGAACUAUCAGAAUAUAAAUUGUAAUUUAUCAUGAAAUCUAAGUAAGAUUAUUUAGAUGCAGAAAAGAAAAUCAAUCAAAAAAAAAAGUAAACUGUUUUAUAAUUCAUUUAUAGAGAAUAAAGAUAAACAAUUUAGAAAGAUGAAGAAAAGAAAAAGUAAAUAAUUGAGAGAAGAAGAAAGAAAGAAGAAUAAAUGGCUAACUUUUAUAGAGGGAGAAAGGAUAUGCGCAGAAAUUAUCCUGAAGAAAAAGUAAUUGUGGAAUAGGUUGUAGAAGACAAUGGUGAAAAUGACGAUGAAAAAUAUUUGUAAGAGAAUUAUGAACUUGUCUAUGUACCAUCAUAAAAAACUGAUAAUAUUUCAUCAUCAUAAUAAGUAUAAUAAUAAUAAUGA
Messenger RNA from Paramecium pentaurelia, 1776 nucleotides. Lineage: Eukaryota; Ciliophora; Oligohymenophorea; Peniculida; Parameciidae. The record is from the annotation of a GenBank genome assembly.